Messenger RNA from Fusarium oxysporum Fo47, 522 nucleotides. Its product is annotated as nuclear transport factor 2 family protein. NCBI's taxonomy places the organism in Eukaryota, Fungi, Ascomycota, Sordariomycetes, Hypocreales, Nectriaceae. The record is from RefSeq and is a predicted model, not a curated record. The coding region runs from base 1 to 522 and encodes 173 amino acids. The transcript has 2 exons.
AUGAUUGUAAACUCACUAGUGUUGAGCGCACUGCUCACAUUCGUCAACAAAGCAACAGCGACAAACACGCAGCGCGUCGUGGAAAUUGCCGGCAUCAACACCAGCAACGUAACAAUCUGGGACUGUCCCUCAACCACCAGUCCCGAUCUCAGCCAAUCUAUGAUUCAAACCGCCAUGAACGAUUUCGCGUAUACAUUCUACACUGAAAAAGACGUCAAGCGUGCAUUUGAGCGCUAUGUAGCAAGCAACUACGUGCAGCAUAACCCCAGCAUUCCGGACGGGAGAGAUGCAGCUGUCAAGAUCCUGUCGCCAUUGUUUGGUUCUAAAGAGAAUACAUUUGAGAUUGCUCGUGUUAUGGUAGGGCCGGAGUAUACGACGAUUCAUAUCAGGGCUGGGGGUGCCAAUGACUCUUUAACAAAUGUCUUUGAUGUUUACAGAACCAAGGGCUCUUGCAUUGUUGAGCACUGGGAUUGCCUGCAGGCUAUGGAAAAGAACACCACGUCCCAUCAUCCAUACUUCUAG